AAGCAGGUUUUGCCAAUUACUUUAACGCUUUGGUUUAACGUCCCUAUGUUACCGGUCGUUAAAAACCCAAUAUGAGGCCGCGGCUGUUGGCGGCGCUUUGGACAGCGCUAAGCCUUUCCUUCCAAGCUGAUUCAUAUGAAUGCGACCCGCAUGAUCUGCCGCAGGCACCGACAGAGCUUCAGACGGGUGACAAGUGCGGUGGGUGGUGUGGCGCCCUUGGAGCGUGCGCUGAAGGACUGCAUUGCGAUAGAGGGCUAUUGCCUCUGGCGUUCAUGCCGUGGGGGUCUCCCUUGGACACUGCCUGUCGAAACCCCAAGGAGGACAACUUGUUGUGGACCCCGGGAACUACUUCGUGCACAAUGCCACAAUGGUUCGAUGUGUCGAGUGACCAAGACCUCGACGCCUUGUCCAUAGUCGUGCUAGGCGCAGUGGAGACGUCCCCUGUGUUCCGAAUCGACCCAUUCGUGCGUGUAUUGAGCGCAAAGAAGUGUCGCGAUCAUUACGUUAUCUUGAUUGAGCGCAUCGUGGAGCCGCCACAGCAGUAUGUGCUCACCGCAUCGUUGGACGGAAGCGCUCGGACAUGGCAACAAGUGACUGUGUAAUUGAAUUGUUCGCUCGUGUUGGUGGUUUGCAAAUUGCUGCUAUGAAUGGACCAAUCAACGUGCAGUAUCGUGAUCAAAUAACCAAUCCAAAUGCAG
Aphanomyces astaci is the source of this 698-nucleotide messenger RNA. RefSeq lists its product as hypothetical. NCBI's taxonomy places the organism in Eukaryota, Oomycota, Saprolegniomycetes, Saprolegniales, Verrucalvaceae. The record is from RefSeq and is a predicted model, not a curated record. Bases 72 to 602 code for a protein of 176 amino acids. The transcript has a single exon.